This is a messenger RNA of Harmonia axyridis, 1864 nucleotides long. RefSeq names its product protein lin-28 homolog (gene lin-28). The transcript is spliced from 4 exons. Gene Ontology annotation, molecular function: nucleic acid binding; zinc ion binding. The coding region runs from base 287 to 1015 and encodes 242 amino acids. Lineage: Eukaryota; Metazoa; Arthropoda; Insecta; Coleoptera; Coccinellidae. The record is from RefSeq and is a predicted model, not a curated record.
CAUCCAACCAGGACAGAAACAGGGAAACUAGAGAACAGACCAGCAAGGCGGCAAGAAUAUCGGGUGCACUAAGAGAUAUCAUAUGGAAUAACAGGCACAUGCGUAUGGAAACUAAAAUUAGAAUAUAUAAAAGUGUUAUAAGACCAAUAAUGACAUACGGGAUAGAAACAAGAGCUGACAACCAAGUGACCAAGAACGCAUUUCGAACAGCCGAGAUGAAAAUACUGAGAAACGCCCUGGGGUUCACCCUACGAGACAGAAAGAGAAAUGAAGAGAUUCGGAACAUAUGCGGAGUCCAAGAUAUAGUACGUUGGGGUCGAAACAGAAGGAGACUAUGGAAUUCCCACGUGGACAGGAUGAACGAGGAAAGAAUCGCGAAGAUUGCGAGAGACGGAACACCAGGAACAAGACGACCGAUAGGAAGACCUCCAAAAAGAUGGAGAGAUUCGUGGACGUCGAUUUCGCAGGAUCCGAGGCUGGUAGUGCCAGUCAAGGGGGUUCAAAAGCAAGUUUUGGUAGAAGACGAGGGAAGUGCAAGUGGUUUAAUGUGGCCAAGGGGUGGGGGUUCAUCACUCCGGAAGACGGUGGCCAAGACGUGUUCGUUCACCAGAGCGUCAUUAAAAUGAACGGUUUUCGUUCUCUGGGAGAUGAAGAAGAAGUAGAGUUCGACUGUGUCUUCUCUGGUAAGGGUUUAGAAGCUACAAAUGUAACCGGCCCCCAAGCAAUUGACUGUAGAGGAUCCAACAGAAAGCCUGCCGGAAAAAAAAGGUUUCGUAAGUUGAGGUGCUACAACUGCGGUGAGUUCGCAAACCACAUUGCAGCGAAAUGUUGUUUAGGACCUCAGCCUAAACGAUGUCACGCAUGUAAAAGCGUAGAUCAUCUUAUUGCAGACUGCCCAUCAAAAACUGAGCAACAAAAGAUUGAUUUAGUCGAAACUAAUAAGAAUGGUGUUCAAGAGGAUGAACAAAAAGAAAAUGUCAUUGCUGCCACAUCAACAGAACAGCCGACGGAUUAAAAUCUAAAUAAUUUUUUUGUGCUGUGUUUGAACACAUUUGAAGUUAUUGGUAUCCUCAUGACUGAAAUUUUCUUGAAAUAGAAACAAUUUGAGCCUCUCCAAUUCACUUCAACUAUUGAUAACAUAAAUUAUCGAAUCAUGUUAAAUAAUUCAAUGCCUGAAGUUCAGCUCACCCAACUCUUAAAUCGAGAGAACCAGUUGGGGGAUAUCAAUUAUCUCGAAUAGGUUUGAGAACGAAAAAAGAUUAUGGAUUCAUAGAGAAAAUGUAUCCUACAUAGAUAUAUUUUUCAAAAUAAAUAUAAAAGUAUAUCUGAUUUUUAUGAUUAAAAUUUAUUUGCUGAUUUUGUUAAAUUUUUUUAAUUGUUUGAUUCUUUAAAAGAUAUAUAAAAAUUUUAAAUUCAAUUAGUUUGUACGUUUUUCCAGAAAUACUGACACUACCUCAUAUAUUGUAUAUAGUAGAUGUGUAAGUAUUGUAUAGGCACGAGUUACCUCCUUUAAUGUACCUGACUGCCAUCUUUUUUAAUUAAACACUCUGUCAAGUAGGAUUAAGGUUACGAUUAACUUCAAAGUUGCUUUUGUAUUAAUAAUUCAUCGACUGAUUCAAUAUAUAGGCUCAGGCAAAGGAAAUUGAGACUACCUAUAUUAACUUGAGUGUACUAGUUCUUCAAGGCUAACAUAGACACAAGUUGCCUCUUUUCAAUGUACCUGAAAGCCAUUCAACUUGAUCAACAUAACAUAAUUUUUACAAAACGACUGAUUGUAUAUAUUCAUUUUGGCUCAGGGAAAAAGGAAUUGUAAGUAUGUUACUGAAUUUAUGAUUAUUACUCACUUACAAAAUAAAAGAGAUUU